CAGUUUUGAUUUGAAAUUUUAAUUAAAAAAGUCAUGGAUGCGGCAACACUUGAUCUGUGCAGUAAAAUCAUUCCUCAGUCUUAUGUAAAUCAAGGAAAUCAAGCUCUUAUUACUCAAUCGAAUCUGAUAAGAGUCCUAUUGGAAAAGAAAAAGAUUCCAAGGGAUGGUUGGAAGACACAAACUGUGGAGUAUAUGUUGUCACAAUUAGCUUUGAUGGAUAGCAAUAAUUUCAUUGGUAACUGUGGUGUGGGAGAAAGAGAGGGAAGAAUCUUUUCAGAGACAGUUUCUAAAAGACAUUACAGGUUUGCUCAUGGUAUUGGCAGAUCAGGUGAUGUGACAGCUAUCCAACCAAAAGCAGCAGGAUCAAGUAUUUUAAAUCAACUGUGUACAAGUCUUAUGCUUGAUCUAAUCCGUGCAUCAGGUGUGAAGUCUACAUCAGAUUGUAUUAUUGUUCCUACGGCAACUGGAAUGACUCUCACUUUGUGUUUUCUUACUUUGAGAAGUCUAAGACCUGGGGCAGAAUAUAUUAUAUGGCCUCGUAUCGAUCAAAAAUCAUGUUUUAAGUCCAUUAUAUCUGCUGGAUUUAAACCUAUAAUCAUUGAAAAUCAAUUAGAAGGAGAUGAGUUAAGAACAGAUCUUGAUGGGGUUGAAAAGGCAAUCACAGAAUAUGGUGUUGACAAAAUAUUAUGUGUAUUUUCAACAACAUCGUGUUUCGCACCAAGAGUACCAGACAGGUUAGAAGAGCUUGCAAAAAUCUGCAAAUCGCAUGAUAUUCCACAUAUAGUCAAUAAUGCCUAUGGUUUACAAUCAUCAAAAUGUACUCAUUUAAUACAGCAAGCGAGCAGAGUUGGAAGACUUGAUGCUUUUGUUCAAAGUUGUGAUAAAAAUCUCAUGGUUCCAGUUGGUGGAGCAGUAAUCGGUGUCAUGAACAAAAAUUUUGGUGAUAAAAUCGCUAAGACUUACGCAGGUCGGGCAUCAGCAGCCCCUUCACUUGAUGUUUUAAUAACCUUACUAGAAAUGGGAAUGAAUAAAUAUGAAGCUUUGUUGAAAGAAAGAAAGGAGAACUACAAGUACCUAAAGGAAGAAUUAACCAAGGUUGCUACAAAGCACGGUGAAGUUGUGCUGGAAACUCCACAUAAUCCUAUAUCAAUGGCAAUGUCUGUCUCACAAAACCUGGUGAACAGUCAGAAAAAAGAUGUCACAGAAUUGGGCUCUAUGUUGUUCACAAGGUGUGUCAGUGGAACAAGGGUUGUGGCUACCAAUGCAACAAAGGACAUUGAGGGGUAUCUGUUCCAGGGAUAUGGAUCUCAUUGUAAUAAUUACAGAACAGCUUAUUUAACUGCAGCAGCUGCAAUAGGAAUGACUAAAGGAGAUGUUGAUUUAUUUGUGAAAAGAUUGGAUAAAGUUUUGACUGAACUUCGAAAAAAUAACGUUAAAACUAGUUGAUAGUCAAGAUUUUUCAAAGGAGGAAUUUCAGUCGUAUUGCCGCGACGUAUGAAAGCGUUUCUUACGCGUAUGCUAUGGUAUAAUUGUUUUAAAAUCGAUGAACGGGAGAGGGUAAUUUUGUUCUAUUGCUUAUCUGAGGGUAUAUGGAACAGCCUUUGGUAAAAUGAACUGCUGGCGCUAUACCGGUGGCGUUUUGGAGAUAUUUCAUACAUAAUUGGGUUUGUUAUGCAAGUUCAUCAACAAUUUGAGCAAUAUUUGUAAUUCAACUUCAGAUAAAUACAUUGGUUAUAAUAUGCA
Messenger RNA from Styela clava, 1743 nucleotides. Its product is annotated as O-phosphoseryl-tRNA(Sec) selenium transferase-like. Lineage: Eukaryota; Metazoa; Chordata; Ascidiacea; Stolidobranchia; Styelidae. The record is from RefSeq and is a predicted model, not a curated record. Gene Ontology annotation, biological process: conversion of seryl-tRNAsec to selenocys-tRNAsec; selenocysteine incorporation. Gene Ontology annotation, molecular function: O-phosphoseryl-tRNA(Sec) selenium transferase activity; tRNA binding.